AUGGUGCAAACUCAAACUGCGCCCUUCGGGCACUGGAAGAGCCCACUAACCGCCGAGGGUUUAGCGACAAACAGCAUCAUGCUCAACGAAGUUGCCGUUAAUGAAUCCACUGGGGCAAUAUAUUCCGUCGAGUGCCGUCCGGUCGAAGACGGCCGUGCGGCGAUAGUUGAACACAGGCAAAACGGCCAAAGCAAAGAUGUCCUCCCAAAAGAUCUCAGUGCCUUCGCAACUGUCCAAGAGAUGGGAGGUGGAUCGAUCGCUAUGAGACCGGAUGGGAAACUGCUGUUAUCCGAUGAGAAAUCAUGCAAUAUCUAUCUGCUGGAUCCAGAGUCAUCUCAAGCCACGCUGGUUCGACCAGCCGAGAAGGGAAUCCGCUAUGCUGAUUUCUCAACGCAUCCAACGAAUCCGCGAUGGGUUAUUGCCAUCAAGGAAGACCAUCGCGAGGCCACCCCAGAAACUCAGGCUACCCACGUGCACAACACGCUGGUAGCGAUUGACCUUGAACUUGAUCCCCAGGACCCUAACAAGGAAAUUACCAUUGCCCGCGGCGAUGAUUUUUACUCUCAUCCCAAGUUUGACCCGUCUGGGAGGUACGUGUCCUGGAUCCAAUGGACCCAUCCGGACAUGCCUUGGACUGGCACUGUGCUGCAUGUAGCUGAAUGGCAAGAGGGUUCUCUAGUCAAUGUGACUCGAAUCGCUGGCAAGGCGCAGGAGGAGAGCAUUGCUCAACCGAAGUGGGGAUUGGAUGGAAAGCUCUUUUUCGCAAGCGACAAGACUGGAUUCUGGCAAUUGUAUUCAUAUGAUCCGGCAAACUCUCAAACUCGAGUCUUCAAAUUCCAUGGACUGGAGCAUUCGGACUUUGCGAUUGCAGAGUGGCACGUUGGAGAAUGCACAUUUGUCUCACUCGAUGACAAGACCAUCGUGGCAACUGUGAUCACCCAUGCCACUAGCAAGAUUGUUCUUGUCGACACCGCCGCUUGCUCAGCUCAAGAGCUGGACCUGCCUUACGUGGAUGUCGACUCGAUCACCCGCGUGUCAGCCACGAGUUUCGCAGUGGUUGGCUCAUCAAAGACUUCACCUCAGGAGCUGGCGCUUGUCACAUUCACUCCGUCUUUCGAGGUUACCAGAAAGAUUCUCACCUCCACUGCCUCAUUCGAGCUGGCCCCUGAAUUCGUUUCAAUCGCAGCCGAGUACACGGCCCCUCAAAAGUAUGGCCCACUCACCGACGGCGAGGUGUACAUGUUCUACUUUGCCCCUCGCAACCCCGACUACCAAGCCGAACAAGGUGCUCUUCCGCCUCUUCUGACUUACGUCCAUGGAGGUCCAAACGGAGCCGUCACACCGGCACUGUCUCUCGAUAUUCAAUACUGGACCACCCGUGGCUUUGCCGUGUGUGCUGUCAAUUACACUGGAUCUGUCGCCUUUGGCCGAGAGUAUAGAGAACGAUUGUCAGGCUACUGGGGCCUGGUCGAUGUUGGCGAUGCAGUCAGUGCAGUCGAAUUCCUCGCCGACAAGGGCCUCAUAGAUAGGACCCGGGUCGGAAUCUACGGCGGCAGUGCUGGAGGCUACUUGACUCUUCGAGCUCUCCACAUGUUUCCCGAGACAUGGGCGGCAGGCAUCAGCUCUUAUGGCAUCAGUGAUGUAAAGGCUCUGCAGGCUGACUCAUAUAAGUUUGAGAGUCAAGAUGUGGACCGCCUGCUACUGUGCAAAACUAAGCCUGAGGAUCGGGAGGCAGAGCUGAAAGAUCGCAGUCCGUGCUAUUUUGCAGAGCAGAUGAAGGCGCCGUUGUUGAUGUUGCAAGGAACGGAAGAUAUGAUUGUUCCGAUUGCUCAAGCAAGAAUGAUGGCCGAAGCUAUGCAUUCAAAGGGACGAGUGGCCGAAGUGGUUGAAUUUGAGGGUGAAGGCCAUGGAUGGCAUGGUAAAAAGGCGAUUUAUGAAUCUUAUACGCGAAAGGAAGAUUGGUGGAAGCAGUAUCUGACUUGA
Penicillium oxalicum is the source of this 1983-nucleotide messenger RNA. RefSeq names its product S9 family peptidase. The coding region runs from base 1 to 1983 and encodes 660 amino acids. Gene Ontology annotation, biological process: proteolysis. The record is from RefSeq and is a predicted model, not a curated record. Gene Ontology annotation, molecular function: serine-type endopeptidase activity. Lineage: Eukaryota; Fungi; Ascomycota; Eurotiomycetes; Eurotiales; Aspergillaceae. The transcript has 3 exons.